AUGUCUAUGCAUAUAUUCCAAAAUGCUGCUUACCCAGAAAUUUGCAGGUAUUCCGUUGUUCCCAAGACGAAAAAGUGUCUGGAAGAUAUUGACAAAUUUAUCAAGGAAAACCAUUUUGAUGAAUGUGGAAUUAUAUAUUGUCUUUCAAGAAUGGACUGCGGGAAAGUUGCUGAAAAGUUGAAGGAGUUUGGUCAUAAAGCAGCGUUCUACCAUGGCAGUAUAGAGCCUACUCAACGUGCCUUAGUACAGAAACAAUGGAGAAAGGACGAAAUCAAUAUAAUAUGUGCCACUGUUGCCUUUGGAAUGGGAAUCAACAAGCCUGAUGUCCGCUUUGUAAUUCAUCACUCGCUCCCGAAGUCUAUAGAAGGCUAUCAUCAGGAAUGUGGUCGUGCUGGCAGGGAUGGCCAGCGGGCAUCUUGUGUUUUGUAUUACGGUUAUGGCGACUAUAUACGAGUUAAGCAUAUGAUUAGCCAAGGAAGAAUUGACCAAAGCCCCAUGGCAACUGGUUAUAAUCGAGUAGCAAGUUCAGGGAGGUUACUUGAAACGAACAGUGAAAACCUUCUCCGCAUGCUUAGAUACUGUGAAAAUGAGGUGGACUGCCGACGUUUCCUACAACUAGUCCAUUUUGGGGAAAAGUUUGACUCCUCAAACUGCAAAAAUACGUGCGAUAAUUGUUGCAGUAGCCAGAGUUUAAUUGACAAGGAUGUCACCUUGAUUACAAGGCAACUGGUUGAACUGGUGAAGCAAACAGGAGAACGAUUUUCUUCGUCUCAUAUUCUUGAAGUCUACAGAGGUUCCUUAAACCAAAUGGUCAAGAAACACAGACAUGAGACUUUGCAGUUGCUGGAAAACAGUUAUCAAAACUUGAAGUCUCUCGUAUCCUGCACUAUCUCGUUACAGAGGACAUUCUUGUGGAAGACGUUAGAAAAAGUGAAUAACUCAAAGGCUGCCUCACUCUUUUCUGGAAGCCAGACUAUAAUGAUGAGAUUCCCUUCUUCUGUAAAAGUAUUAAAGCCGACUAAAUCGGCGCCAACCCCUGCAAAAGCUCAGCUAACAUCAGCAGAUACUCCCUCAGAAGAUUUGAACCUCUCCGCCAUCAUCAAUGCAACGCUUCAGCAGAUAAGCAAGAAAAUUCCGAAAACCAAAGAGGAACUCUUAGAGAUAAAUGGCCUUGGGAAGGCCAAAGUAACCAAGUACGGUGACCGUUUGUUGGAAACAAUAGAGUCAACGGUCAACGACUAUUAUGGAACCAGUAACAAAGACUCCAUGAUAAGUCCAGAUUCAGGGAAGAGAAGAAGAGAUGAGAAUACUAGUCCGAAUGUAGCCGAGGAUGAUGAUUUCACAGAGAGCACAGUUAAGUCCUGCAAGAAAACAGCGAGGAACAAAAGCAAUGAGGUUGAUAUGGUCAGUGAGAAGCUAGUUUUUGAUUUUGAAGACGAAGAUGGGUCGGAGAUACGUCCUGAGGGAAGAGUGUUACCUUGGUGA
Eruca vesicaria subsp. sativa (arugula) is the source of this 1485-nucleotide messenger RNA. The record is from the annotation of a GenBank genome assembly. Lineage: Eukaryota; Viridiplantae; Streptophyta; Magnoliopsida; Brassicales; Brassicaceae.